AUGACGACCCUUUUUACUGUUCCAAUUUCGUCUACCGGCGGAAGCUUUGUCUGCUCCAACCCCACAACCUCGGAGAAGGAGAAGAACAUUUACCUACUCACCUUCACAUCCCCGAAGGAUAACAGACUCACCCCGACGUUUAUAGAUGCCUUUAUCCUUGCAUUGGAUAUUAUCGAGCACAGAUACCCCAAAGGCGUGGUGAUUACCACCAGUGGCAUUCCCAAGUUUUAUAGCAAUGGACUAGAUCUCGACCUUGCUCUCAGCACGGAGGGCUUCUUGGACAAGUGGUUGUGGAAGCUGUUCCGCCGAUUCCUGACGUUAGUAACGGCUCUAAAAGGCCUCGCUGUUUCUCUCUUGACUGAAUACCAUGUUAACUGUAACAGAUAUCCCAUGCCUACUAUUUGCCUCUUGAACGGACACGCUUUUGCCGGCGGCCUCAUGCUGGCCAUGUAUCAUGACUAUCGGAUCCAGAACCCCGCCAAGGGUCUUCUGUGCAUUAACGAGUUGGAAUUUGGAGUCCCCCUCCAAUCACCCAUGAUGUGCAUAUUCCGGGAGAAAUUGACACCCUCGUCUUUCCGGAACCUUAUCCUCGAAGCUAAGCGGUUCGGAGGUCCUGAGUCCGUCAACGCCGGUCUUGUAGAUGGUGUGGGCGGCCUGGAAGAGGUUUUGACGCUUAUUCGGGAGCGUGGACUACAGAAGAAAGCGGCCACCGGUAUCUAUGGGACCAUGAAAGAGGAAAUGUACCGCCACUCACUGGAUAUCCUGGAUGGUCAUGCUGCCAAUUUGGAAUGGAGGGAGCAGUUGGAGGACAAGAAGUACCAGGCGCAAAGGGAUAGUCUGAAAGCUGUUGAGGCGUUUGAGAAGCAGAGGAGCGCGAAGCUUUGA
This is a messenger RNA of Aspergillus bombycis, 885 nucleotides long. Its product is annotated as enoyl-CoA hydratase/isomerase family protein. The transcript has a single exon. Gene Ontology annotation, cellular component: peroxisome. NCBI's taxonomy places the organism in Eukaryota, Fungi, Ascomycota, Eurotiomycetes, Eurotiales, Aspergillaceae. Gene Ontology annotation, biological process: fatty acid beta-oxidation. The record is from RefSeq and is a predicted model, not a curated record. Bases 1 to 885 code for a protein of 294 amino acids. Gene Ontology annotation, molecular function: enoyl-CoA hydratase activity; delta(3)-delta(2)-enoyl-CoA isomerase activity.